Molecule: messenger RNA, 2943 nt
Organism: Porites evermanni
Lineage: Eukaryota; Metazoa; Cnidaria; Anthozoa; Scleractinia; Poritidae
Source: the annotation of a GenBank genome assembly
AUGUCAUCAUACACUUACGGUUACAACUCGACGGCAUGGUAUCGCUUUUGGUGGUGGACUCCAGGACAGAGGUGGCCUACUAGUGAAACCGAUGUUUUGAAGAGCGCCUACGGGAAAUGUAAGCCAGACGAUCUGUACUGCUUCCAAAGGCUUCCGCCUUGGGCCGAGGAAGAUUCAACCGAGCUCCUUGCGAUCGACUCAGACGGGACCGUGUACCAAUGGAAAUUUGAUUCGAAGAACCCAACUGCACACGCCGCAUGGAAAGCUCUCCAUGACCACAAGGAAUCCCUGGCAGGUCAAAUUGUGAACAAAAAAGCCUGGAAUCCGCUAACUGUGGAAGGAAGCAAGCCUAAAGCAACUCAAGACUCCUUUAUGUAUCGAAACCAGAACGGCGUUAAAUCUUUACUUCUGGAUGAUGAUAAUUGCGACUGUCUAUCAACUUUAAGCCUGGGCCAUGGAAUGUGCGGUAGUGGUCAUAAUAAGAGAUAUAGCAGCGCUAAGGUGUUUGGUGUCGAUAAGCUGUACGACCCAGGCUGCCGAGGACCGUCUCCAACAUACGGUGUUUCAUUAUACUUUCAAACCGCCAAGAAGAUAGCUCUUGACGAUUAUGGUGGAGGAUGGAAAGCCUUUUGGUGGUGGGGAAAAGACAUAGCAUGGCCAAAACAUAUCACAGACGUCCUUGGAAAUCCCUUCGGGUCCUGCCAGGAGACUGAUAUUUACUGCUUCCAACGCAUUCCCAAAUGGGCCAAAGAAAGUGAAACAGAGUUGCUCGCUGUGGAUUCGAGAGGGACGGUUUACAGGUGGGCUUUCAAUCCCAAAAACCCAACAGCACAUGCCGCCUGGCUUGCAUUUCACGAUCACCACGAAACCCAACAUAGAGUAAUAUUAAACUCAAGUCCUUGGAAUCCAGUUGUUCUUAAGGGAAAGUUAUCAUCCAGAACUCAAGACUCCUUCAUGUACCGUAAACAGAAUGGAGUUAAGUCCCUUCUACUUGACGAUGACAACUGUGACUGUGAUUCAUCACUCAAUCUUGGUCAUGGAAUGUGCGGUGCUGGCCAUUCGACAAGCUUCAGCAAAGCAAAAACGUUUGGAGUUGAUGCUCUCUACGACAGUGGAUGUCACGGUCCUGUAACAACCAUAGGGCUCACUCUACAUUUUCGGAUUAGACGCACAGACCUGAAAGCGUUUGGUGGGAAAUGGAGAGCUUUCUGGUGGUGGAAUAGAGGCGUAGACUGGCCCACUUGUGAAUCCAAACUGGCAAAUGACGUUCUCAAAUACCCGUAUGGAGAAUGCUCCGUUGGUGAUCCGUUUUGCUUUCAGCGGCUUCCAUCCUGGCUGGAAGAGGACUCCACACGCAUACUAGCAACAGAUUCGCAUAACAACGUCUACAGGUGGACGUUCAAUGCCUCUAACCCGACAGCUCAUGCAGCAUGGAACGCAUUUCACGACCAUAUAGAGACUUUAUCCGGUGUUGCGUUGAACAAAGAUCCCUGGAAUCCUACAGUGUUGAAAGGAAAAUCUCCGACUGUUGACCAGGAUUCGUUUACUUAUUCUAGAACGAACGGUGUUAAGUCCGUCCUACUGGAUGAUGACAACUGCGACUGCCUCUCAACAAUCCAGCUCGGAGCUACCGCCUGCAGUAGUAACAAGCUUAAUUCAAACGCGCGUGGAGUCGAUUCUCUGUAUGAUCCUGCUUGCAAUCUACCAAGCCCCCAAAAUGGACUAACUCUCUACUUCCAAGUUCCUGACCCACCUAUGACCUUUAAAGGAUAUGGAUUCAAGUGGACAGCUUUCUGGUGGUGGCCAAAGGACGGACAGUGGCCAAUUAGAGUAAAAGACAUUUUGGAAAAACCAUUCGGAAAAUGUAAGGAAACCGAUGUUUACUGCUUUGGAAGGCUUCCAUCAGAUACUAAAGAAGACAGAACCAAGUUGCUAGCUAUUGACACUGAAGGAAACAUCUAUCUGUGGAAUUUCUUCUCUGGAAAUCCAACAGCACAUGCAGCCUGGAAAGCCUUCCACGAUCACGCAGAAACCCCAGUCGGAAAAAUAAGGGAUAACAGAGUGUGGAAUCCUAUAGUAAUAAAGGGAACAGCACCAAAAGCCAACCAAGAUUCCUUUAUGUACCGAUCCCAAGCUGGUGUCAAGUCCAUUCUGUUGGAUGACGACAAUUGCGAUUGUCUUUCAACCAUCAGCCUUGGACACGGUAUGUGUAGGUCUGGGUUCGCCACGGGCUAUGCCGCCCCCAAACAACGAUUUGGUGUUGACGCCCUCUACGAUCCAGAGGCCACCAAAUGCAACACACCACGACCUAGCAUUGGCUUGACUUUGUACUUCUCCAUCGCAGAAGAAGUAGCCCUGCACAUGACUUCAUGCAAGCACGGUGGAAACUGGCUGGCGUUCUGGUGGUGGACUGCUGGUGCAACCUGGCCUACUGACGAAAGAGACGUGUUAGCCUACCCAUACGGCUACUGCAGCCCAUAUAGCGUGUACUGCUUUGGACGCAUCCCAUCCUGGGCGCGAGAGGCUAAUACCGAGAUGCUUGCAAUUGACUCUGUAGGAAAUGAGUACAUGUGGAAGUUUGACCCCCAUAAUACCGUAGCACAUGCCGCUUGGUUGGCGUUUCAUGAUCACUUAACCACUGCAGCUGGGAAAGUGGUGAACAAAAAGGACGGGUGGGAUCCGGUGGUGCUAAAGGGAAAAAAACCGAAAGCAAAGCAAGACUCGUUCAUGUAUCGGCAACAGAAUAACGUCAAGUCCAUUUUACUCGAUGAUGACAACUGCGAUUGCCUUACAACGCUGAAUAUAGGUCAUGGGAUGUGUGGCUCUGGGCACAGUACAAGUUACGGGCCUGCAAACAGAUUUGGAGUAGACGCACUUUUUGAUCCACGCUGCUAUGCUCCUCGUCCUGAAAUUGGUUUAACGCUAUAUUUCCGCGUAAAAUAA